GCAUUUCUGCUGGAGGUGUAAUGGAUAUUAACACCGCUCUCCAAGAAGUGCUCAAGACCGCACUUAUACACGAUGGCCUGGCUCGUGGGAUUCGUGAAGCUGCCAAGGCCCUUGACAAACGCCAAGCCCAUCUUUGUGUACUGGCAUCCAACUGCGAUGAACCAAUGUAUGUGAAGCUGGUUGAGGCACUUUGUGCUGAGCAUCAGAUCAAUCUGAUCAAGGUUGAUGACAGCAAAAAACUUGGUGAAUGGGUCGGCCUCUGUAAAAUUGACAGGGAAGGAAAGCCUCGCAAAGUGGUUGGUUGCAGUUGUGUUGUUGUCAAGGACUAUGGCAAGGAGUCCCAGGCCAAAGAUGUCAUUGAAGAAUAUUUCAAGUCCAAGAAAUAA
Staurois parvus is the source of this 386-nucleotide messenger RNA. The record is from the annotation of a GenBank genome assembly. Lineage: Eukaryota; Metazoa; Chordata; Amphibia; Anura; Ranidae.